UCGAUGCUCUCAGCUGCACAGUUCAUUGUUGAUUUUCCGUCGCGACGGUGGUGGGUGAUGCUCCUGCAUACAACGAUAAUUUUAUUGCAUUGCUUUCUUCACGCUAGCGCUAUUCUGUUUAUAGCCUAAUAACUGUGUCUGUGAACCGUUUUAUGUAUCUGUGUAUGUGUGAGUGCGUGUUCUUAAAUGUGCUUGUGUUUUAUUCUCGUAAAUGACGAAGUGUGGUGAAAAGUGAAAAAAAACAAAUCGAAAUUUUCCCAACCACACGCGUUGCUUGCGUAUGUGGUCGCGGAAAAGUGUGGCGCUCCUGCUGCAACGCGGAAGUCAGCUGGUUGCUGCUGGUGCAUACUAACAGAGGACCACCACCCCUCACACACACACACACACACACACCAUGUGAUGAUACAUUUCUUUGUUUUGUUUGGUGCUGUGCUGUUUAGUGAUUAUCAUCGUAGAGCGCCAUCUCGGGCAGUGGAAAGAUGUCAUUACACACAUGCUGCAGCGUGCAACCACGGCAACCGAAACCGUUCUGAAGAGUGUGUAUGUGUGAGUGAGAGAGAGGGGUCGAGAGGAGUGUGUUGAAAAGGGAAGAAAGGUGCUGUGUGAUUCCGGAACUGUUCGGAACUGCUUUGUUGUUACUGUCGAAACACACGCAUGCAAGGCCGAGGACCGGCGCCAAAGGAACCUCCACCACGGAUCCUCCCCUGCGCAGCAUUGCUGUGAACGCUGUAAAUCCAUCGAAGGAAAUAAACCAUGGCAUCGUUGAAGGUUGCCGUAAGGGUUCGUCCCUUCAAUCAAAGGGAGCAUGAACUCGGCGCAAAGCUCAUCGUGCAGAUGGAUGGCAAGAAGACGCGUCUGCUGAAACCGAAACUGGGCUCGGGCAAUGGCGUACGGGGUGAUCUGGCGUCCCGGGCCGCCCUGGACCCGUUCAACGACUUCACGUUCGACCACUCGUACUGGUCGGUGGAUGAGCGCGACCCACACUUUACGCACCAGGAGACCGUGUUCGACGAUCUCGGCACGGAGAUCGUGGACUGCGCUUUCCAGGGGUACAAUGCGUGCGUCUUUGCGUACGGACAGACGGGUAGUGGCAAGACGUUCACGAUGAUGGGCACACCGGAAGCGCAGGGGCUAAUCCCGCGCAUUUGUCGCUCGUUGUUCGCACGCAUGAAGCUCGGCCAGGAGGAGGGCACGGGGUACAAGACGCAGUGUUCCUAUCUGGAGAUCUACAACGAGCGGGUGAAGGAUCUGCUCGGGCCGAGCAGUGCCGGGCAUGGGUUGCGGGUGCGAGAGCAUCGCACGCUUGGGCCGUACGUCGAAAGCCUAUCCCAGCAUCCGGUUUCAGACUAUUCGGAAAUCCAGAACUGCAUGAUCCAGGGCAACAUCCAGCGGACGACGGCCAGCACAAACAUGAACGAUACGAGCAGCCGGAGCCAUGCGAUCUUCACCAUCACCUUCGUGCAGGCCCGCUACCUCAACGAUCUGCCGAGCGAAACCGUGUCCAAGAUCCAUCUGGUGGAUUUGGCCGGCAGCGAGCGGGCGAAUGCGACUGGCGCUACCGGGCAGCGGCUGAAGGAGGGUGCCCACAUCAACAAGUCGCUGGUGACGCUCGGCAGCGUCAUCUCGGCACUGGCCGAGCAAACGAAUCCGACCAACAACAAGCGCGUACUGUACAUCCCGUACCGCGAUUCCAUCCUAACCUGGCUGCUGAAGGACAGCUUAGGUGGCAACAGCAAAACGAUCAUGAUUGCGGCCAUCUCACCCGCCGACGUGAACUACAGCGAAACGCUCAGCACGCUCCGGUACGCAAACCGGGCGAAGAACAUCAUCAACAAGCCGACGAUCAACGAGGAUCCAAACGUGAAGCUGAUCCGCGAACUGCGGGACGAAAUCUACAAGCUGAAGCUGAUGCUGUCGAGCGAUAGUGGGGCGGCGCUCGAACCCCAGCUCAAGGUGCUGGAGGAUCUGCACAAAAAGGAGGCCCAGGAGAAGGUGCUGACGGAAGAGUGGACGGAAAAGUGGCGCGAAGCGCAAAGCAUUUUGCGCGAGCAGCGAUCGCUCGGGUUGCGCAAGUCGGGCGUGGGCGUGGUGCUCGAUUCGGAGGUGCCACAUCUGAUCGGCAUCCACGACGACAUCAGCACCGGCGUGACGCUGUACAGCUUGAAGGAGGGCGAAACGACGAUUGGUACGGACGAGGCGCCGUACCCGCAGGACAUCUCGCUCAACGGCAUUGGCAUUGCGCCGGAGCACUGCCGCAUCGUGCUGUCGAACGGCAAUGCGACGAUCUAUCCCAAUCCGAACGCUACCUGUCUGCUGAACGCGAGCAUCAUUGAGGUGCCGACCGCGAUCAGCCAGGGCGACAUACUGUUGCUAGGCCGGACGAACAUGUUCCGCUACAACAAUCCGGCGGAAGCGGCCAAAAUGCGGCAGGAAAGUAGCCACCAGCAGCGGGCGUCCCGGCUCGAUCUUUCCCGACUGUCGCUUAUAGCUGCGUCGCGGGAAAACCUUUGCGCGAGCUUUAUGAGCGACGAUGACGGUGGUGUCAGCGGGUCUUCGCUCAGCCUAUUUGGUGGUGGCGGUGCUGGUGGUAUGGCUUCGCCACAGGGCGCCUUUCGCUUCCGCCAGUACACACCGAGCCGGGAGGAUGCGGAGCUGCAGGACGAGCAUCGCAAGAUACUGCAAACGAUCGAAAACGCUUUGCGGCAGCUAAAUCUGGAGCGCACGCGCAUGCACGAACAGUUCAAGCAUAAGAUAAGGCUGUGCACCGAGGAGCUGGAACGGUUAGAGAGCACCAAGCGCGACCGGUUGACGGUGCUCGACUGCCGGAUCGGGGAGCUGAUGGCCCGCAAGGAGAUGGUGCUGUGGGAAAAGAGCAACGAAAAGACGCAAGUAGACAUAUUAGUGCGGCAGCUGUCCGCGCUGCAAACGCAGCUGGAUACGAAGAAGCGCGAUUUCUAUGAGUACGUCGCGAAAGAACUUCAGGAAUUGCAGGACUGUGGCCGCCUGGACGAGGCAAGCAGCGAACUGAUACGCAAUGCUCCGCAAACGGAAGAUUAUUCGGAAAUUUUGCUACAAAUAUCUCGCUCUCUCGACAACUACUCGCAGCAGUACAUCAAAGAGUUUGUUCGUCGUAAUCGGGAUGAGAUCAAUAAGUACGAAGCGGAGCUGUCCGAGAAGGAGCAACAGCUGGCGGAAAGCACACAAAAGAUUGCCGACCUGGAUCAAAAGAUUAUGGAGCUGGAGCAGCAAAACAGGGAACUAUUGCAGCAGCGAACACAACAAGAGCUGGAAUUGAUUCAGCAGAAGAAGCUUGGGAUGACACUGAACCUCACGCACACAAAUGGUGCAGACGAUGGUGAGGGUACGGGCGAGCAGGCCGGCUUACUGCUGGGCUCAAACCGUGCCGGAACGCUGGAAACGUGCGACACGUUCCACACGGCCAACUCGGACUGUUCCUUCGUGUCCGCGCUUAACACGCCCGCCCUAAACUCGCUGAAUCAACUCAUACCGACACCCAGCUCGACGGAAGACGGUACCGAAUCAGAUACGGGCGAUCGUGACUACGAGGAAGCCACCUCGAACGGGGGCCUGCUACACGGCGGUAUGAGCGACAGCGGUGUGAGUUUCGAAACGAAUCGAGCCACCGAUACGGCCGCAGCACUGCACACGGAGGUGGAUGAAAACGAAAGUGAAGGUAGCGUUGACAGGCAGAGCAGCGGGGCGGCUAGCGGGACGGCCAAACUGCUGUUUCAAUCAGACGACCACUGUCUGCUGCUUGCCACCUCGUCCACACCGAAUCCAAAGUACGGCGGUAAAAAGCUGCCGACCACAACCACGACCGUAAUCGUGACGGAUGGCGGUGGGCUGUUGAAGGCGAACCAGCAGCAACCGCAGCAAUCGCCGCGGAUGCGCCACAAGUCCUCGGACUCGGAGGAGGAGCGUACCACCAUCACGACCAUGUCUUCGAUCGGUACGCCGGGCUCCAACCGGUUGAAGCUUUCCGUGCCGAACCGGAACCGCAGCAACAGCAACAACAGCAAGAGCAGCAGCAUGCGCACGGAAAUCUUCGACAUCCGGCACGGUAUCCAUCCGCUACGGGUGAGCAGUGUGAGCAGCGGCACCGACGGCAGCCACGAAGAGGAGGAGUACGAAGAGGAGGAUGCGCACGGGAGGCGGCGGCGUCGGCAGGAAGUCGACGAUGAGGAGGAGCGACGGUCGCGCGGAUCGUCCAUCGACAACAGCUCGAUCACGUCGUCGACGGCGAACCUGAUCCUGUGCGAGAUGAACCAUCUGCGGGAAAGUAUCGCGAGCAAGAAGGCCGAGAUCAUGAAAAUCCUCGAAACGAACGGCGACAAGAAGCUGCUGGACGGGAAGAUCGGCGAGUUGCAGGAUCUGCAGAAGCGCAUCGUGCAGCUGGAGAUCAAAAUACAGGAUGUGGAGAAGAGCUGCCUGUCCGAUGGGGAGUUGCAGCUGGACUCGAUGCGGGACAUUCCCGAAAGCUUUACCGACAGCGACGAUAGCCGGGUGGGCAACUCGUGCAUCUAUCCCGGGUAUAUGCGGGCGCGCGACCAGGGCAGUAUCUACGCACCAAGUGUUACGCGAUCGUUGCCGUCCAUCGAAGGAACUUAUCGUUCGGAUCAUCUGAUAAACAUCCCGACGUACAUUAUCCGAGGCGCGGGAAAGCAAACGCACUACGAGUAUGAGGUGAAAAUAAAUCUGCCAGAUGAACGAUGGACCUUGCUGCGACGGUACAGCCGCUUUCGUGAACUGCAUCUAACGAUGAAGAAACUGUACGGUGAUAAGAUUGCUACCAUACCUUUCCCGCGGCGAGAACUGUUCGCUUCAAACACGGAAUCGGUAGCGAAAACGCGUCGUCGCCAGCUAGAAACGUACCUGCGCCGACUGCUGGUGGUGUGUGCCAAAAUUCCCCACUGUUCCAUCUACGAGGGUGAGGGACGGCCCGGACUAACCAAGCAGACGCUUAUCGAGUUUCAUACAUUUUUCAAGAAAGGUUUGUUCGAAACUGGCAAACAUGGCACGGGAUAUUCUAGAAGAAACUCGUGUGCAUUAACUCAUUGUCUGUUAGAUAAAGGGUUCAAAGUUAUUAAGUGCCGGGAUGAGAUCAAUAAGUACGAAGCGGAGCUGUCCGAGAAGGAGCAACAGCUGGCGGAAAGCACACAAAAGAUUGCCGACCUGGAUCAAAAGAUUAUGGAGCUGGAGCAGCAAAACAGGGAACUGUUGCAGCAGCGAACACAACAAGAGCUGGAAUUGAUUCAGCAGAAGAAGCUUGGGAUGACACUGAACCUCACGCACACAAAUGGUGCAGACGAUGGUGAGGGUACGGGCGAGCAGGCCGGCUUACUGCUGGGCUCAAACCGUGCCGGAACGCUGGAAACGUGCGACACGUUCCACACGGCCAACUCGGACUGUUCCUUCGUGUCCGCGCUUAACACGCCCGCCCUAAACUCGCUGAAUCAACUCAUACCGACACCCAGCUCGACGGAAGACGGUACCGAAUCAGAUACGGGCGAUCGUGACUACGAGGAAGCCACCUCGAACGGGGGCCUGCUACACGGCAGUAUGAGCGACAGCGGUGUGAGUUUCGAAACGAAUCGAGCCACCGAUACGGCCGCAGCACUGCACACGGAGGUGGAUGAAAACGAAAGUGAAGGUAGCGUUGACAGGCAGAGCAGCGGGGCGGCUAGCGGGACGGCCAAACUGCUGUUUCAAUCAGACGACCACUGUCUGCUGCUUGCCACCUCGUCCACACCGAAUCCAAAGUACGGCGGUAAAAAGCUGCCGACCACAACCACGACCGUAAUCGUGACGGAUGGCGGUGGGCUGUUGAAGGCGAACCAGCAGCAACCGCAGCAAUCGCCGCGGAUGCGCCACAAGUCCUCGGACUCGGAGGAGGAGCGUACCACCAUCACGACCAUGUCUUCGAUCGGUACGCCGGGCUCCAACCGGUUGAAGCUUUCCGUGCCGAACCGGAACCGCAGCAACAGCAACAACAGCAAGAGCAGCAGCAUGCGCACGGAAAUCUUCGACAUCCGGCACGGUAUCCAUCCGCUACGGGUGAGCAGUGUGAGCAGCGGCACCGACGGCAGCCACGAAGAGGAGGAGUACGAAGAGGAGGAUGCGCACGGGAGGCGGCGGCGUCGGCAGGAAGUCGACGAUGAGGAGGAGCGACGGUCGCGCGGAUCGUCCAUCGACAACAGCUCGAUCACGUCGUCGACGGCGAACCUGAUCCUGUGCGAGAUGAACCAUCUGCGGGAAAGUAUCGCGAGCAAGAAGGCCGAGAUCAUGAAAAUCCUCGAAACGAACGGCGACAAGAAGCUGCUGGACGGGAAGAUCGGCGAGUUGCAGGAUCUGCAGAAGCGCAUCGUGCAGCUGGAGAUCAAAAUACAGGAUGUGGAGAAGAGCUGCCUGUCCGAUGGGGAGUUGCAGCUGGACUCGAUGCGGGACAUUCCCGAAAGCUUUACCGACAGCGACGAUAGCCGGGUGGGCAACUCGUGCAUCUAUCCCGGGUAUAUGCGGGCGCGCGACCAGGGCAGUAUCUACGCACCAAGUGUUACGCGAUCGUUGCCGUCCAUCGAAGGAACUUAUCGUUCGGAUCAUCUGAUAAACAUCCCGACGUACAUUAUCCGAGGCGCGGGAAAGCAAACGCACUACGAGUAUGAGGUGAAAAUAAAUCUGCCAGAUGAACGAUGGACCUUGCUGCGACGGUACAGCCGCUUUCGUGAACUGCAUCUAACGAUGAAGAAACUGUACGGUGAUAAGAUUGCUACCAUACCUUUCCCGCGGCGAGAACUGUUCGCUUCAAACACGGAAUCGGUAGCGAAAACGCGUCGUCGCCAGCUAGAAACGUACCUGCGCCGACUGCUGGUGGUGUGUGCCAAAAUUCCCCACUGUUCCAUCUACGAGGGUGAGGGACGGCCCGGACUAACCAAGCAGACGCUUAUCGAGUUUCAUACAUUUUUCAAGAAAGGUUUGUUCGAAACUGGCAAACAUGGCACGGGAUAGUAGCACACCUGUGUCGGAGCGUGGCUAGAUCCUGCCCUGCCAGGUCGGCGGCAUUGGUUUCGGGCGUUUUAAUUUUGUGAUGUAAAAGACUUGUAGAUUUCUAUGCCAAGGCGUACUUGUGUUAGGUCUAUUUUAGGUUUUAGGUAGCAUUAAAAUGAAAAAAAAAACAACUAGUUAGGAAGCAAUCGACCCAUUCAAGGGUCUCUGUACUCUGUUUCCGUUAGUUUGUUGAGUAGCGAUUGUGCAAAUGAUCCUAGGGAAUGUGUUUUAAAUGUGUACGUUACGCUAUUUUUCUAUUUACCAAUCCUCUCCCCUCAUAGUUUUGUGGUGGCCUUUAAUUAAUCCACGACGGUGUCUUACCCAUUUAGAAUCGCGAAUAGCACAGCAUGUUAGGCUCAAAGCAGAAAUGACAAAACAAUGACAAUAAUAGCAUCGUCCUCCUGCACUUGUUGCAAUGUGUGGUGAAACGUUCAAAACGGAUCUACGGUUCCAUCCAUCCAUACAUUCAGCCUCUUUCGGCGGAAGUGUGUCCAUCGAACAGCCACCGUCCUGCCCGUAGUAGCUUCACCGGACUUUAUCGUUGCAAUGGAUAAAGUGUUGUCAGGUUGAAAGCGUAUCGGGCAAUAGAGACGUUUCGGUUAAGAUGGAAUGGGUGGAUAAAGCAUGAAAGGUAAAUGUAUAUAAGUGCACAUCGGUUAGCCAUUGCGCGUUGGUUACAAUCCUUUUAUAGUAAGUAAAUCGAUUGAAAGAUAGCUUUAGGUUUAGCUAAGUUUGCUAGUAGAGAAUAAGGUGAAAAAAGCUAGUUUCCUUUUCCGUUACGUUUUAUAACAUCAUGAAUAUAUAUAAGGCAGAGGAGCGAUCAUAUUAAAAUCGUUAAAGUCUACAUACAAAGAAGAGAAAAAAAACAAAAACACAUCUGAUCGUCACGAAAUCAUAAUCGCAUCAUAUCAACAAUACGUACAACACGCGUAAUUCUUGUAACUGUGUUCCGGUUAGAUAAAACUGUUCAUCAAUUGUAACUAACUGUGAUUAUUCACCCCCUGCCCCCAACCCUUCCUAACCCUAGUUGUGCUAGAUCCCAUGUUCCCUCGCGCCCGCAGUUAUCUAGUUGAUGCUUGUUAGAAAAUCCCAAACCCCCCCUGCCAAAGAAUGGUACUGCUACAAUGCGCAAUAUAAUAUCAUCGUCGAGUGCUUUUCCAUAAUUCAGACAGAUCAUAGUUUACAUCCCUAGCCCUUCACGUUAGUCAUCUCUCGUUCGAUUUUCGUCUCACAAACUGUAUAGUUCUAGAAGAAACUCGUGUGCAUUAACUCAUUGUCUGUUAGAUAAAGGGUUCAAAGUUAUUAAGUGCGUAAGAAAUUUAUUUUAUGAAUAGAGAGCGAGAGAAAAAAAGAGAGGGAGAGAAAUAGAGAGAGAAAGAGAUAGAGAAACGUAAGCGAAAAUCUAGCUUUAGGGCACUAUGUUGUGCACUCAACGCAUGCGUUCGUCUCUUGCUAGCGCUCGUGGUUCUUCCUAGAUUUUGAAUGCAGUUUUUCUUUGAAGCUAUAAAUCGAUUGUUAUUCUUUUCUACGUGCUGCUUUCAAUUGGGCUCAGAGUAGUGCUUGCUCGCACGAAAUGCAGCAUAGUAUUAAGUAACUCAGGAGCUUGUUUACAUCAGAGGCCUGUAUGUUAGGAUAUUGGAAUCGAAA
Messenger RNA from Anopheles merus, 8709 nucleotides. RefSeq names its product kinesin-like protein Klp98A. Bases 754 to 7023 code for a protein of 2089 amino acids. Gene Ontology annotation, biological process: microtubule-based movement. The record is from RefSeq and is a predicted model, not a curated record. The transcript has 14 exons. Gene Ontology annotation, molecular function: ATP binding; microtubule binding; phosphatidylinositol binding. Lineage: Eukaryota; Metazoa; Arthropoda; Insecta; Diptera; Culicidae.